This is a messenger RNA of Synchiropus splendidus (mandarinfish), 2345 nucleotides long. RefSeq names its product protein pop-1-like. Lineage: Eukaryota; Metazoa; Chordata; Actinopteri; Syngnathiformes; Callionymidae. The transcript is spliced from 8 exons. Gene Ontology annotation, biological process: canonical Wnt signaling pathway; regulation of transcription by RNA polymerase II. Gene Ontology annotation, cellular component: beta-catenin-TCF complex. Gene Ontology annotation, molecular function: RNA polymerase II cis-regulatory region sequence-specific DNA binding; DNA-binding transcription factor activity, RNA polymerase II-specific. Bases 737 to 1930 code for a protein of 397 amino acids. The record is from RefSeq and is a predicted model, not a curated record.
AAAGCUCCAACGUGAGCGGAUUGGAAGAGUGGCAGUUGACAUUUCAUCGUACUUGUUUUUUUCAUCGUCAACUGAAUUAAAGUUGCAAUAUAUCUUUACACCACUUGGGGGAGCUGUUUAAUUGCUGUUGUGGGACGCUAUGUCCUGAUGCGAAGAAGAACGCCGCAACUUCUUUUGAUAUAUAUCUAUUGAAAAUAAAAAACAUACAGAAUAAACAAGCAAACAUGACAAACUAAAGACACGGAAAACACCCUGGGAAUUAUAAUAAAUGACAAUCAUAACACAUGAGAUGAAAAUCGAAACAACCAAACAAAAAGAUCCACAUAUCACAUCCAGUUGAGUUUAUUCAAUCGAUCACAAACAUCUACCGUUUUGAUUGUUUUUAGAUUCAGGGAACUUUGAUUGCUGAUAGAUAACAUCCCACCUCUUUUUUCCUGACUAAAAAUGUCGGCUUCCUCAAGCAGAACACCGUAACGUCUGAGUUUGAAACUGACAACUUCGUCUCCAUGGCGCACAGUCGCCAUCUUCUUUUGUCUCCACGGCCCUAAUUGGCCGUCUAUCGCACUUAUCUGAUACGUCACAAUGCGACAAAAUAAAUUGGUUUUGCAACGUCGUUUCACCACAUUUGGCUUCAAACCCUUGGUUCAACAGAGGCACGUUGCACAGCUGUGGUGGAACAUUCCGGCGUCUUAAAUCUUCUGACCAGACUCUACUGCAGAAGAGGCUCAAUUGGAGAAUGGCAACAGUCACAAUAGAGCAGAGCAGUUCCUCACCUGAGUGGAUGGACUUUGAGACAGACCUAGACAUGGUCCUCUCGACUAUGAAAUCUAUGUUUGGCGAGCUUCCAUCUGCGCCUGCUCCUCAAGAAUCUCCCCAUUUACCUGGGUAUGUCCUACCUGAGGUGGAACAAAGUGGUUUCACCGAUGGACUCAAUGGGACGGGGACGGUCACACACGACAUCAACCCCUUCCAAUGUGGAGCCACAACAGUGCCACCAUAUGGAGGAGUCCUGGCAGAUCACAAUGUUGGGGCAGCACGUGCUGGUUUCAUGUCAGGAGCCAACAUGCAGCCCCUAUGUUGUCAAUGCCCACAUGGGAUGAGAUGGCUGCAGUUUCCCCCUCAGUUCCUGGUGCCACAGCCAGAUGGACCUGUGGCUGGUGUGAGCCCCAUGUAUCUGGACAACUCCUUCAUGCCGUAUGGUUUUGUGAACCAUCAACAAGGUGCUUGUUUCCCAUGCCAGAAGGAGCAAGUACCAGCCCUGGAAGGUGGCAGCUGUGUCCGAACCAAACCCUGCCCUGAGCCUUCACCUCAGGUCCUCACGUCCAAACGCAAACGUGGUGUGGAACCAAACGGAGCCUACAUCAGGAGACCACCCAAUGCCUUCAUGGUCUUCAUGAGGGAGAACAGGGAGAUCAUCACUCGUACCCUAAAACCCAAACACAGCGUGGAGACCAACACCAUCCUGGGAGAGAUGUGGAGGAAAAUGUCAACAGAUGAGCAGGAGAUUUAUUACCAGAAGGCAAUGGAGGAGCGAAGAAUCCACACGGAGAAAUACCCGGAGUGGUCCAGCCAGGACAACUAUGGAAAGAAGGUCAAGAGGCAGAGAAAGAAAACUUCGUCUGAAGUUAGAGUUCAUCUUUUGUUUUGUGAAUAUGAAAUAAAAAUAUAUUUUUUAAAUCUAAACGAAGCACCUGAUUUUGUCAGAAUGUUUUUUAUUGAAGUACUUUGGUUUGGAAGGAUGUUUAGUUUGUAUAUCUGUAUCUGGACUUCGAACACAGAGGUUGAUGGUGUGUGUUACUCCGCAAUGUUCCACGUUCUGUCUAGCACCAGUGGCAGUGUUUUCAUGAGCUCUUUAAAAACUGUCUGUCCACCCAAGAACUGGACGUACAGCCUCCUGAAGUUGAUGUCAGUGCGUUCAGCAAAGUGUUGAGGAAUGGAAAGCUGCACCAUAUUAGCGAGCACUGUAAAGUGAAGACGCCUGAGUGGUGCACAUGCUUCAUGGUGGAGUCUGCCAACAAGUGAGUGGAUGGGCGAGUUGGGUUCCUUGUGGCGGGAGAGGACCGAAAUAAAAAAAAGGGGGAAUGCCAUGGUGAUAAACAGGCAUAGCAUGUGAACAAUGUUGUGGAAGACAAGGAGUCAGAUAGGAUCAUGAUGAACAUCGGAACAUAGGAGAAAAAGAUCUGGAACAAGUGCCAAAUGUUUCUAGGUCUAAGUUGAGGCAGAGGUCAAAAGAAACCACCUGAGGAGUGGCAAAGGACAACAAAAGCUGUGAAGGAAAGUCUAAAUAGUGUUGGCUGUAUUGUCAGUGAGAAGGGAGGUCAGCAUCAGUGACUGCAGAAUGAUUU